This is a messenger RNA of Selaginella moellendorffii, 2690 nucleotides long. RefSeq names its product kinesin-like protein KIN-14N. Gene Ontology annotation, molecular function: microtubule motor activity; microtubule binding; ATP binding. The transcript has 17 exons. Gene Ontology annotation, biological process: microtubule-based movement. Bases 134 to 2596 code for a protein of 820 amino acids. NCBI's taxonomy places the organism in Eukaryota, Viridiplantae, Streptophyta, Lycopodiopsida, Selaginellales, Selaginellaceae. The record is from RefSeq and is a predicted model, not a curated record.
CCUAGCGAGGUAGAGGGAUUUUGGAUUGAGCAAUGCGGGUUUAGGUUAUCGCGAUCUAGCCCAGCGCGCCGUCUGUGAGCGGCAAGGCGCUCACGAUUCUCGGUGAUUUCCAGCGGAUCGCGGCUCCGGCGCCAUGAGAUCGAGCAAAGUUCCUGGAUACACGCCCGGGAGUGCGCCAAACAGCGCGCAGAAAGAUCCACACCAUCAAAAGGAGAACUGCCUUAACUCGCCGUUUGAGAAGAGGAGGAAGACCGUAUGUAAGGAUGUGUUUGGAGUCAGGCAGCAGACGCCUCAAGCCCCAGAGACGAGGUGCUCGCGUCCUGUGCUCACCACGCUGUUGGAUGCAAGCCCCUCUCAUCCGCUCCAGACACACCAAAGCGUGGCGUUGGAGGGUUCUCUAUCAGAGGCUUGCAGUUUGUCCAGGGCAGAUGUCGACGCGUUGUUAGCCAUGAAGAUGGCUGGAAAGACAAAGUUUGAUUUCAAGGGUAAGAACGAGCAGAUGAGUGACUACAUAAAGAAGCUUCGAGUUUGUAUCAGGCAGUUCCAAGACCAGGAGGUGAAGCUAAGUUUUGAAAAGGAAAACCUUGAGAGCGCGCUUGACGGAGAAAGACGCGAUCGAGAAGUAACUGAGGCUUUUCGAAGGCAAAAGCAGGAUGAGCUGGAGCAAGGUCUUUCUGAGCUCAAGAAUCUAUGUACAUCACUGGAAGAUAGAUUGAUGUCAGUCAUGUCGGAAAAGGAGUCUUUAUUGUGUGCUAGAGAAAAAGAUAUGGAACAACUAAAAGCAACGGGUAAAGAAAUGGCUGGACUUGUUGAGGAGCUUGAAAGAUCACGGAGUGAAGCCACGAGCUUGUCGAAUCAGGUGCUGUCGCUUCAAGAUCUCAACAAACGCUUGCAGGAGUAUAAUACUAGCUUGCAACAAUAUAACAGCAAAUUGCAAAGUGAUGCAUCAGUCUCGGCAGAAGCUUGCGGGAAACUUCAAAAGGAAAAGACCACCUUAAUGGAAACUUUGGGCAGUUUACGUGGCCACACCGCGGCACUCCAAGAACAAAUAGAUAUGCUUAAGGCGACUCUGCAGGAAGAGUUAAAACAGAAAAAAGCUUUGAUAGACGAGGCGGAAAGGCUACGGGCAGAAGUUCAACGCAUUACUGACGAGCGUGACCAGCAUGCAGCUCAUGUUCAGUCUCUGAUGGAAGAAAACAAUACGUACAAGGAAUGUACUGGUAAGUCGGCUGCAGAGCUUGAGUUUUUAAGCAGUAAGGCAAUCGCAUUGGAGGAAUGCUAUACUUCUCAAACCGAGCAAGUUAAAAGUUUGCGCCAGCAAUUAGACGUUGCAAACCACAAACUGCUGAUAACCGAGCGCUCAUAUCUUCAAGAAAGGACUGAAGUUGCGGAGAACAGAGAGCUAAUAGAAGAUCUGACGAAUCGUCUGGCUGAAGCUGAUAUCCGAAUUCGCGAAGGUGAAGAAAUUCGUCGCAAGCUCCACAACACUAUUCAGGAAAUGAAAGGAAACAUUCGGGUGUUUUGUCGAGUGCGUCCAAUCUUUCAAGAAGAAGGUGAUCCAGAAGCAGGCAUUUCCGUGGUGCAGUAUCCGAACACAACAGACUUGCUUGGCCGUGGAGUGGAACUCGUUCCCAUGCAAGGUCAAAGGCACUUCUUUUCUUUCGACAAAGUGUUUGGUCCUGAAACUGGCCAAGAGAGCGUGUUUACAGAAAUAUCUCAACUUGUGCAAAGUGCUCUGGAUGGAUACAAGGUGUGUAUAUUUGCGUACGGUCAGACUGGCUCAGGAAAAACACACACAAUGCUUGGCAAUCCCGAAGUAGAUGAACUGAGGGGGGUGAUUCCGCGGUCUCUGGAGCAGAUAUUCAGAUCUAGUCAAGAGCUGAUCACUAGAGGCUGGACAUUCAGGAUGCAGGCGUCUAUGCUGGAAAUUUACAACGAGCAAAUACGAGAUCUGCUGGGUUCUGGUCGUGCUAGCACUACAGAGGGUGGGACUCCGAUGAAAUGUCAGCAGCAGUACCAGGUGAAGCACGAUCAAACUGGCAACACAUAUGUCACAGAUCUCACUAUGGUUGAUGUCACCAAUUGGAAAGAAGUAUCGUCACUCUUGCAUCGGGCUACUGUAAGCAGAUCUGUGGGUAAAACGGCACUGAACGAACAGUCGUCGAGGAGUCAUUGCGUUUUUACACUACGCAUCACCGGGUCCAACGAGAGCACCGAGCAAGAAGUCAAUGGGGUGUUGAAUCUCAUUGAUUUGGCGGGGAGCGAACGCCUCUCCCGUAGUGGAUCAACUGGAGAUCGUCUCAAAGAGACGCAGGCCAUAAACAAAAGCUUGGCCAGCCUCGGUGACGUGAUUGCCGCGAUUGCCAACAAAGAACAACACGUUCCCUACAGAAACUCCAAGCUCACGUAUCUUCUCCAGCCUUGCUUAGGUGGAGAUUCGAAGACGCUGAUGUUCGUCAACAUCGCCCCCGAGGCCAAGUCGCUGCACGAAUCUCUGUGCUCGCUCCGGUUUGCGGCCAAAGUGAAUGCUUGCGAGAUCGGUGUGCCGCGAAGAUUGGCUGUGGCUCCUCAGCCAACGAGACUGAGCUACGAGUGAUCCAAGCAAGAAAAAUGUAGACAAAGGAUGGAUAAGCGUUGGGAUUAUGUUUUAACGUGUUAAAGGGCAAGGGAUCGAUCCGCAUUACUUUUUA